AUGAAUAAUCAAGAAAAAACAAUCUUUAACUGUCAAACUUGUAAGGCUCCAAUCAAACUGUCUCCACCCGAUCAAAAAGGAAGACAAGUUUUAGAAUUCUAUGAAAACAAAUACCUUAAUACCAAAUGCGAUUGGUGUCGAAAAGAAUCUAAAAACUGUGGUUUUCAUCAGAAAUACAAUUAUAAAAGAUGCUUAAAAGAAUUAGCACAGGAAAAACGAGCUAGAAUUAAAUGA
This is a messenger RNA of Funneliformis geosporum, 234 nucleotides long. The record is from the annotation of a GenBank genome assembly. Lineage: Eukaryota; Fungi; Glomeromycota; Glomeromycetes; Glomerales; Glomeraceae.